GUCUUGGAUCAUUUACGAAUCAAAAGGAAUCAACAACCUCGCGUUAAGGAAAAAAGACACGGUUUUGCGAUUUGUCGGGAGCAAAAGUUGUGUGAAGAGAGAAAGGAAGAAGAAAGAGAGCUUUUUUACGGCUAUCUUCUGAAAGAGAAAGAGAGUGGCAGCUGCAAACGCACUAUUAAACCCUAGCAAGUACCCAUCCCGACAUUACUCGACCACUUGUUUUUUUUUUUAAUUUUUUGGUUUAAUCUGACUCAUCAUUACAAGAACAAGAGUUCGUGUUUCGGUUAAGGUGGUCUUGACCGCGCCGGAUUAUUACCCGGGAAACGAACAGUAUUAUUAUACAGCGUGGACCUAAGUUAAAGGCCCAUUUAUAUGGAAUUUGGAAUUUGCUUCGAAUAUUGGGCCUUCUAGUGAGUAAGCCCAAUUUCCUUUUUUUUCUUGCUAAAUACUUCAGAAACUAAGAAUAUAUUAUACCACAAGACACAAGUUGUGAGCAUUGAUAAACUAACAAUAAAGAAGUAUAUUUUCUGUAGAAAUCUGAAAACUUUGCUUUGUUUGUUGUAGAAAUCUGAAAGCUUUUAAAAAUAUAUUAUUAAACUAAGCUUAAAAGCUGAAAUGAAAUAAAGGUAAAGAGAGGAGGAUUUGCAUGGGAAAGAGAUAAACUACAAAAGUUAUAUAAUAGGAUCAGACACCGUUGAUAAUGGUAAAACAAGUGUAAGGAUCCCGAGUAGGUGAAGACUCCAAAGUACGUUUGUAUUUGUAGUAUAUUUUAAGAUGGAUUGUGUGAAUUGGGAGGAAUUCAAUAUCUAAUCCCCAUAAGAUAUGCGCAAUUUUGGGAAUGGAGCAUAUUUCGUUAUCGCUCGCUUACUUGUUUCAUUUUAAAAAUUAGUCAAUGAUAAAUUAAGACUAUGUAUGUAUGUUGGGGGUUUUAGGUAAAUGUCAAUCGCAACUACACAAUUUUUAAUUGAAAUAUUUAUAUGUUCGCUUGCCACAACCAAUCGUUGCCGCGGUAGUUGGGCUAACAACAAAUUUAAAAACGUAUAAUGUAUUUGCCAUGAAGAGGGAAAACAAAUUGUAUUUUAUCAUAUACAGAAAGAAGAAAAUGUAAAAAGGGAUAAAGAAGGUGCAUGCAGAUACAAAAGAGAGGCAAAAAACAAUGAGGGCAGGUGUAUAGGGAAACGUGACACGAGUCACGUGCUCUCCCACUCGACCACGUGCCGUCUAAGCAAUCCCACCAAUCCAUCUGCCGAUUCGAUUCUUUACAUAUAUUUGUUAACUUUGAUUAAUACUCUAUAGUUAGUUAAAUUGAAUAAUUUAAUUAGUGUGAUUAGAGGCAUUAGACACAUGCGCACGCACGCAGUUGCUACUUUGCACUUGUAUGUAUUACGGAGAUCGAGUUUUGUAAAUUUUAGGAAGACAGUAGGAGUUAGUUUUUUACUCAUUAGGUAGAGUAGUUUAUCCAACAUACCUAAAGCCUUGCAUGUAACGGUAGUUCAGUGCUUAAUAAAAACGUACUAUAUAUUUAUUUAUUAUUAUGUCUUGAAAUUUACAUUUGGAUGCUUGUAAAUCUACAUGUCUAUAUAAUUACAUACCGGUUGUGUUUUAUGAUCUCUUUCGUCACGGAAAAGUUGUCGGUGGUACUCAUUUUUCACCGAUCCGGUUACAGUGUUUCGUGCUUUUAUAAGAAAGGAACUAUAAAAUAAAUAAAUAAAACGUUAAAUUGGAUUUAUUUGUUCAUUCUCAUCCCAAACACUCAACCUUUCGUAAAAAGAAAAUGAUUUAAUUUGACUUGUCUUCAACUCAGUGAACUCCUUUCUUGAAUCCAAGCUCAUUUACACUGGGUCUACCCUAUAGCCAUCUGUAUUUAAUCAAAACGUGAGUACUUUCAUGAUGAAUGUGAAUAUGGAGAGAAGCUUUUUCACUUUGAUCUCGUGAGUUAACAAAAAAAAAAAGAGGAAGGGGAAGCAAUUCAAUUAUUUUUUUCCUUUAUAAUUAGUUUUCUUGUACAUCUAACAUUCCAAAUUAACUAAACCGCUAGUAUUUUUCAUGAAGAUGAAUACAUAGAGAACAUCUGAUUUGAAGCCAUUCAUUUGUCUACACGGGACAUGUUGAUAACGUAAAACUUUUAUGAUAAGGAAGUGAAAGAAAGAAAGCAAAAGAAAAAAUGUUAAAAAUUAAGGUGGAAAAAGAAAAGAAAAAAGUAGAGAUUGUGAUGAUCAUAAUAAACCUUAAUGAUUGUGUUUAAGCAAGCAUCUUACCACAUGCAAUGGCUUUUAGGGGGUUAGUUAAAAGCAGUAGCCAACACCAUAUUUGGUGAUCCAUAGUCUCAUGAGACAAUGACAUGUCCCCUCUCUCUCUCUACACACACACAUAAGUAGAUGAAAUUCAAUUAUCUGACUUUGGUGUCCACUAACCUUCCUUCAGCUUCAAGGCUCAUUAUCAUUACCACCCCUCAAAUUUAUUUCAAUUACCAGUAGAGACAGUGACAUAACGAGACAUAGUAUGGACCCAAGCAUCAGUAGAAGAAGAAGGACUGGGGUUGGAGGAGCCGUUACUGCUGUAACGAGAAUGCAGAGCGACGAUGAGGAACAAGUUAUUAGUAAUAAAUCUAUCGUCAAGACCAUUUAUCUUCAUGCUGCUGAAGAAGACAAGACUCCUAACAAGCAGAUGAGCUUAAAGGAAGCUACUUUGGUGGGCGUUAACGGGCAGAGACGGCCUCUGAAGCUCACGAGGACGAGAUCGAUCGGUUCUACUCCUCCGAUGACGCCGAGGAGAUCGAUCUCUAGUGACGUAAAUGACAAGGCUUUGACUGUGUCUGUGGCGGCGAAGAAGAAGGUGAGAUCUGAUUCGGUAGAAGGGGUUGAGAAGAAGACUCCGGGUCGGGUUAGGAAGACCCGAUCGGAGCUUUGCACGGCGGUCGUCAGCUCCAGUGAAUUUGAUUCAGUUCCGUUAAGGAAGGUGAGCUCAUUGCCAGCUCACGGUUCCGAGAAAGCUAAUGAGAAAACAGAGGAUGUACAUGUAAAAACAGAGGAGACCGUAGACGAGAAGCCACAGAUCACAGAGGAAGUCAAGGAGUUCGAUGUCUGUCAGGAGAUAGUCGUCGAUCACGAGGAGGAAGAGGAGGAGGAGGAGGAAGUGGAGAAGGAGGAGGAUAAAGAAGUGGAAAAGCAGAGUAUUGAUGUAAAAGAGAUGAACUUUGCGAAGGAGAGUAGCGAAAACAGAGAUGAGAGUAAACAGUACCGUCAAUUUCAAAACGGAACCGUUACAUCGCCGUCAGCCGUCCGUAAAGUUCCGCCGCCGGCGGUGAUCAAAAGGGCAACUUCGGUUUACUCGGUCCCAUCAAGCAAAGAUACGUAUACAGAGGAAGAAGAUAACUUUACUCAUCCACACAGCAAACUACAGAGCCUGGAGGAUCUUGUGAUGUGGAGAGAUGCAUCAAGGUCGACGCUUGUGUUCGGUUUCGGGACAUUCCUCAUCAUCUCUUCUUCAUACGCCAAUGAUCUCAACUUCAGCUUCAUAUCAGUGGUAGCGUAUAUGGGACUCAUCUAUCUCGGCGUCACUUUCGUAUUCCACUCUCUGAUGCGCAGGGGAGUAGUGGAGGAGAUGCAUAAAGGGGUUGGAGUGAGAGAGGAAGAUGUGAAGAGGGUGCUCAGACUCAUAAUGCCGUACGUCAACGAGUCUCUCCUUCAACUCAGAGCCCUUUUCUCCGGCGAUCCCUCCACCACCCUCAAGAUGGGAGUGGUGCUGUUCAUCUUGGCCAGAUGGGGCCCUUCUAUCACUCUUUGGAACCUUGCCAAAUUUGGCUUUCUGGGAGCAUUUACAGUGCCUAAAAUCUUCAUCUCCUACUCAACCCACUUCUCUGCUUACGGUAUAUUUUGGCUGAGGAGAUUCAAGGACGCAUGGGAAACGUGCAACCACAAAAAGGCUGUGGCUUUGGCACUCUUCACCCUCGUCUGGAACCUCUCAUCCGUUGUUGCACGUGUCUGGGCAGCUUUCAUGUUAUUCGUUGCUUUUAGAUAUUAUCAGCAAAAUAUGAUUUGGACCACUGACCAAGAUGAUGAUGAAGAUGAAGAAGAAGAUGUAGUAGACAACGAAGAAGAAGAAGAAGAACAAGUACUUAAACUUAAAAGAGAUUCUUAUAUGAUGAUGAUGCCGAAUAAACUAAAGAAAAUUUCUUAAAUUUCCUCCUGCCCAUAUGUAAACAUAAUGUAAUAAUUUCUCUAGUUUUUAGUUAGGGAUCAUCUGUUACUUCACUACACAGCUUCUAUACAUAUUAGAAUGUUAAUAUGAUGUCCUCCUGUUACCCACA
This is a messenger RNA of Brassica rapa (field mustard), 4309 nucleotides long. RefSeq names its product reticulon-like protein B21. NCBI's taxonomy places the organism in Eukaryota, Viridiplantae, Streptophyta, Magnoliopsida, Brassicales, Brassicaceae. The record is from RefSeq and is a predicted model, not a curated record.